Molecule: messenger RNA, 1015 nt
Organism: Phaethon lepturus (White-tailed tropicbird)
Lineage: Eukaryota; Metazoa; Chordata; Aves; Phaethontiformes; Phaethontidae
Product: paired amphipathic helix protein Sin3a-like
Exons: 6
Biological process (GO): negative regulation of transcription by RNA polymerase II
Cellular component (GO): chromatin
Molecular function (GO): transcription corepressor activity
Source: RefSeq, a predicted model, not a curated record
CGCUCACCCCACCCCGCCGGCCGUGCCCGUGCAGGGCCAGCAGCAGUUCCAGAGGCUGAAGGUGGAGGAUGCAUUGUCCUAUCUGGACCAGGUGAAGCUGCAGUUUGGUAGCCAGCCACAGGUCUACAAUGACUUCUUGGAUAUUAUGAAGGAAUUUAAAUCUCAAAGUAUCGACACUCCAGGAGUGAUCAGCCGCGUAUCGCAGCUCUUCAAGGGCCACCCAGACUUGAUCAUGGGUUUCAACACCUUCUUGCCGCCCGGUUACAAGAUUGAGGUGCAGACGAAUGAUAUGGUGAACGUGACAACACCGGGGCAGGUCCACCAGAUCCCCACUCACGGCUUGCAGCCCCAGCCGCAGCCCCAGCCGCAGCAUCAGUCGCAGCCUUCGGCGCAAUCAACCCCCACGCCAGCACAGCCAGCGCCGCAGCCUCCCCCGGCAAAAAUCAGUAAGCCAUCACAGCUGCAGGCACAUACUCCCGCCAGCCAGCAAACUCCCCCGAUUCCACCGUACGCGUCACCACGCUCGCCACCGGUCCAACCUCAUACGCCUGUGACAAUCUCUCUGGGAACCACACCAUCCCUGCAGAACAAUCAGCCCGUCGAGUUUAAUCAUGCCAUCAACUACGUCAACAAGAUCAAGAAUCGCUUCCAGGGACAGCCGGACAUCUACAAAGCCUUCCUGGAGAUCCUCCAUACGUAUCAGAAAGAGCAGCGUAACGCCAAGGAGGCAGGAGGUAACUACACGCCGGCUUUGACGGAGCAGGAGGUGUACGCGCAGGUGGCUCGCCUCUUCAAGAACCAGGAGGAUCUGCUCUCGGAGUUCGGGCAGUUCCUGCCCGAUGCCAACAGCUCUGUGCUGCUAAGUAAGACAACUGCAGAGAAAGUGGAGUCGGUAAGAAAUGAUCACGGUGGCACGGUGAAGAAGCCACAGCUCAACAACAAACAGCAAAGACCCAACCAGAACGGCUGUCAGAUCCGACGGCACUCGGGAACGGGAGCAACCCCUCCGGUGAAG